CGAUAACAAUAUUAUUAAUAUAGGUAAUAUUACAUGAAAUAAGUAAAAUCAUAAUGUUAUACGUAUGUUAAAUGUUAAAUGUUCAAUGCACAGUCCUACAUAAAUCAUUUCGGUUGUGCUUAACACUGUCGUUGGUUUGAUUUGUUAUUCAAAUAACGAGCGUAUUAAUUUCACCGCGUACCGUACCAACGUGUAAUAUCAUCACGGGCCCCACACACAUGACGACGACACGUCGAUAUUAUUCUGUUCGUUUUUACUGCAGUCGUUGCUGUUGCUGUUGACGUUAUCUGUAAGAUUGAACGAGAGAGCCGGUCAUCGCUGACAUCAUGUCAUCACCUGACGCCGUCAACGAGACGAAAUCUGAAGUCCAAGUCCCUGAUCAUGAAGUUGAACAUUCUCCUUUUGUGGACUUAAGUGAUCAAUUCAAUUAUACUUUGGAUAAUCUAGAGAACAACCAAAUAAACACCCAGUUGACAUCCCAUACCCUGCCUUUGGGUUCAAAGACAUUCUGUGAUAUUCUGGCAUCAUUGCAAACUCUGGUGUUAAGUCAAAACAAAAAGGAAAAUGGAGAAGGUUAUGAAGAAAAUGCCUUACCUGUUCUUCAAGACCUGGACAAAUUCAGUUUGACGUCAUAUUCCCUCAGCUAUUACAUUAGUCACUGUUUGCCCAAUGAACAGACUGUGCCCGUUUUAUCUUUGGUCAACAAGUCCACGACAAUGUGGUUAUCAAAAUUAUUUCAAUUUUCAAAUUGUGGAGCAUUUUAUACAGAAAAUAUGUUAUUAAGUUAUGAAAGAGUGUUACUGCUUGCUAUGCACCGCAUGUUCGGUCCAGAAUACUUAAAUCUAUCAGAAUUUCCAAUAGUAUAUUGUACACCAGAUCCAGUAUUGGUUGGAACAAUAAAGAGAACUGCUUUACAAAUUGGAAUGAAUGAAAAAUGUGUACAAAUCAUACCAUCUCUAUCAAAUGUACUGUGCCCGUACAAAGCAGACUUAGAUGCGUUAGAAACUAUCAUCACAACUGAUGUUGAAAAUCACAGAAAACCUCUUAUUGUUUUUGCAAGAGCAGGUGCACAUGUUACUGGUCAGAUGGACGAUAUUGUAAACUUAAAAGAACUAUGCAGUAAACACAAUAUUUGGUUGCACUUAUCCGGUGACAAUUUAUCAGGACUGGCUUUGGCAACAUUUAAAACUAAAAAUUCUAAUCUAGCUGAUAGUAUGACAUUAACUCCAAGCAUUUGGUUGAAUAUUUCUGCACUGCCUGUUAUCACUUUAUUUGAUAAACAAUAUACAAGUACAGAAAUAUUGAAUAUUUACAAGAGUAAAUGUUUACCUAUUUGGACAUGUUUUCAAGCUUUAGGACAUGAUGCGCUGGUACUAAGGAUACAACAAAAAUUUGAAAUUUGCCAACGCAUACAUAGUUUGGUUAAACGUUAUGACUGUCUGAGAAUUUUGUGUGAAACUAAUAACCAAAACAAUGAGUCAUCUAAUGAGGAAACAGUUGCUGAUAUUAUUGCCAACCGAGAGAAUAUUCCAGAUCUAUUACACAAUCUAUCGAGUUGUCUUGUCAUCCAAUUUGUACCAAAAGACUGUAACCAAAGAGUUUCUCCUUAUUACGAUAAACUAAAUUCUUGGUUAGGCCAAGUGCUAGAGCGAGAAAUUCCAGAAGCACCUUUAGAAUUGUGUGAAAUUGAGACCCUUGGUGUCGUAGUAACCUUUUCACCUUUUACUGUUUUAAAUUCACUAGUAACUGAAGAUGAUUGGGAAACGUUUAGCAUAUGUUUGGAUCAACACAUUGAAAUUUUGCUGGCAACAGUUGAUUAUAAAGAAAAACUGACGGGACUAAUAGCCAAUCUACCGUCACUUGAAUAUGUCGAAAUCGAUGACUGGGCAGGACUUGGUGCUGUACGGUACGUGCCACAACAGUGGCGAUCGUCUGAACAACAAUUGGCCACCGAUCAGGCAAAACAAGAUUUAAAUAGACUAAAUGUACGUAUUGUGCAGCAGCUUCGUUCGAUUGAUGCUGCAUUUUCGUUUGGUGAAGGAAGUGAUGGAUUAGCUUGUGUUCGUUUUGGUAUGGUGACGGCUGACACAGAUGUAGCAGAAUUAUUAUCUUUAGUUCAAAGUACCGGGUGUAAAGAAGAAGAGUCUACCAAAUACAUUGAUUCAAUGGCUGAACUCGUGAAAAAAGGCAUAGAGACUGCGACUGUAGACUUAAAAAAAGAAACCGAAGAAAAAAUAUGGCAAGAAGGUAUUUUACGACAUGUACCAGUUUUUGGGAACAUAGUUAACUGGUGGUCUCCGCCAGCCAAAAAUGCAGUGAAAGGUCGUUGGUUAGAUUUGGAGGCAGGAGUGGUUCGAUCGACCGAAGUAAUAUACGAAAAGAAGGCACAAGUAGAAGAUUCUGAUGGCAAUGAAAAUGUACCUGCUGAAGCUGAUAAUGUGCCGAUGGAGUAAAAGCAGCUAAACACAUUAAGUUUACUGCUAUAAUAUAUUAUUAAUUUUCUUUUUUUUUGUGUAUUUAUUUUAAUAUAUUGUAAAUUUGUUUCUGA
Molecule: messenger RNA, 2548 nt
Organism: Myzus persicae (green peach aphid)
Lineage: Eukaryota; Metazoa; Arthropoda; Insecta; Hemiptera; Aphididae
Product: pyridoxal-dependent decarboxylase domain-containing protein 1
Exons: 15
Coding region: 327-2453 (708 amino acids)
Biological process (GO): carboxylic acid metabolic process
Cellular component (GO): intracellular membrane-bounded organelle
Molecular function (GO): pyridoxal phosphate binding; carbon-carbon lyase activity
Source: RefSeq, a predicted model, not a curated record